Molecule: messenger RNA, 4973 nt
Organism: Salvelinus fontinalis (brook trout)
Lineage: Eukaryota; Metazoa; Chordata; Actinopteri; Salmoniformes; Salmonidae
Gene: vps11
Product: VPS11 core subunit of CORVET and HOPS complexes
Exons: 17
Coding region: 472-3261 (929 amino acids)
Biological process (GO): organelle fusion; vacuole organization; endosome organization
Cellular component (GO): HOPS complex; endosome
Molecular function (GO): protein-macromolecule adaptor activity; protein binding
Source: RefSeq, a predicted model, not a curated record
UCGGCAAAAAACAAGGUGGAAUCAUGACGUCAGUGAUCUUCAGGUCGAAAAGAGAUACCCGAGUUCCCGAUUUGGGAUUCCGAGUUUGAUGACGGUUCUAAACGACUUUCACUAGUCGGAGCUCGUUUUUUCCCGAGGUCGCAGUUGUUUUGAACGCACUGAUGUCGGAAGUCAGAGAUUUCCGAUUUCCAAGUUGUUAUGAAUGCGGCAAGAGCCCGUCGUCCACAUUCCAAGUACUACAGAGUAAUAGGUCCUUUCGGUGAUGGCUGUCGAGAACAACAUUUUUGUCAAUAUGUGAUUGAUCCACGUUCAAUUAAUGAGCGUAAAUUAUAUGACAUUGUAUUAAGGUGACCUAUUGUGUCGUUGAGUACUAGUUGUUGUAGUCAAAAAAAUGUGGAAGUCAAUGUAAUUUUUUUAUUUUUUAUUACUGAUUGAUUGAUCGAUCUGUUACUUACUGACAGUGCAAAGAAAAUGGCUGCGUUCUUACAGUGGAGACGAUUUGUGUUUUUUGAUAAAGAGACGGUGAAGGACGCUGGAGAUAAUGGGAAGAACUUCGUCCUCCCCGUUGGCAUAUCUGCAUGUGACUCGGGCCGGGGCCACAUCGUUCUUGGAGAUAUGGACGGUCAGAUCUGGUUUUUGACACGCUCCCUACAGUUGUCCUCCUUUCAGGCUUACAAGCUGAGAGUGACCCACCUAUACCAGCUCAAGCAGCACAGCAUUUUGGUCACGGUUGGGCAGGACGAGCAAGGAAUUAACCCCCUGGUGAAGGUAUGGAAUCUGGACAAGCGUGACAGCGGGAAUCCUCUGUGUACCAGAAUAUUCCCAGCAAUUCCUGGGAACAAACCAACAGAGGUGUCCUGCCUCAGUGUACACGAGAACCUAAACUUUAUGGCCAUUGGCUUCACAGAUGGCAGUGUGGUGUUGACAAAGGGUGACAUAACCCGGGACAGGCACAGUAAAACCCUGACACUGCAUGAGGGCACCUGUCCAAUCACGGGCCUCGCUUUCCGUCAGCAGUGCAAAGUCACUCACUUAUUUGUUGCCACUCUGGAAAAAGUCCACUGCUACACUUUGUCGGUGAAGGAGUACCCUAAACUGGAACUGGACACCCACGGCUGUGCGCUGCGUUGCUCUGCGCUCACAGACCCCUCCCAGGACUCCCAGUUUAUUGUCGCGGGGGACGAGUGUGUGUACCUUUACCAGCCUGAUGAACGUGGGCCCUGUUUCGCUUUUGACGGGCACAAGCUACUGGCCCACUGGCACCGGGGCUACCUCCUGCUGCUCACCAGGGACACCAAGUCUCCCAACAAGUCUGAAUUUGGGAGUAGAGAGACAUCUCCUUCGGAGAAACAAAUCUUGACAAUCUAUGACCUGGACAACAAGUUCAUUGCCUACAGCGCUUCCUUUGAUGACAUCAUCGACGUUCUGGCCGAAUGGGGCUCCUUCUACAUCCUGACUCGGGAUGGAAAGAUGUUUGUGCUGCAGGAGAAAGACACUCAGACCAAGCUAGAGAUGCUCUUCAAGAAGAAUCUGUUUGUGAUGGCCAUCAACCUGGCUAAGAGCCAGCACUUGGACAGUGACGGGCUGUCUGAGAUCUUCAGGCAGUACGGUGACCACCUUUACGUGAAGGGGGACCACGAUGGAGCCAUCCAACAGUACAUCCGCACAAUCAGGAAGCUGGAGCCCUCUUACGUAAUCCGGAAGUUUCUGGAUGCUCAGAGGAUCCACAACCUGACGGCCUACCUCCAGGCCCUGCACCGGCAGUCGCUGGCCAAUGCCGACCACACCACCCUGCUGCUCAACUGCUACACCAAGCUCAAGGACAGCUCUAAGCUUGAAGAGUUCAUCAAGAGCAGCGAGAGCGAGGUCCACUUCGACGUGGAGAUUGCCAUCAAGGUGCUGCGCCAGGCAGGCUACCACAGUCACGCAGUCUUCUUGGCCGAGAGGCACCAGCACCACAAGUGGUACCUGAAGAUCCAGCUUGAGGACCUGAAGAACUACCAGGAGGCUUUGCGCUACAUUGGACGACUUCCUUUCGACCAGGCAGAGAGCAACAUGAAACGCUACGGCAAGACCCUGAUGCACCAUGUCCCCGACGGCACCACACUGCUUCUCAAGGGCCUGUGUACAGACUACCAGCCCAGCCGGGAUGCCAUGGAAAGAGACAGUCUGGACAGAGGCCCGGCGGUGGCCAAGAAGGCAAAUUCAGAGGAGUUCAUCUCUGUGUUUGCUAAUAACCCGCGGGAGCUAAGGGCCUUCCUGGAGCACAUGAUUGAGGUGGAGCCCUUCUCCUCUCAGGGAGUGUAUGACACACUGCUAGAACUACGGCUGCAGGACUGGGCACAUGAACAAGACUCUGAGAGGAAGAAGGUCCUGCAGGGGGCAGCACUGUCCUUGCUGAGGAGCGACAACACCGUAUUUGACAAGGCCCUCGUUCUGUGCCAGAUGCACAACUUCAAAGAAGGGGUCCUGUACCUCUAUGAGAAGGGCAAACUGUACCAGCAGAUCAUGCACUACCACAUGCAGAAUGAGGAGUAUGGCAAAGUAGUAGAGGCCUGCAAGCGCUACGGCGACCAGGAAGUAUGCUUGUGGGAGCAGGCGCUGGGAUACUUUGCCCGCAAAGAGGAGGACUGCAAGGCCUACAUCAGCCAAGUCCUGGAGCACAUUGACCAGAACAACCUGAUGCCUCCCCUAUUGGUGGUGCAGACGCUGGCACACAACUCCACAGCCACGCUGUCGGUCAUCAAAGACUACCUGAUCAACAAGCUGCAGAGGGAGAGCCAGCAGAUUGAGGACGAUGAGCGCAAGAUCCGCCAGUACCGUGAGGAGACGGCCCACCUCCGCGCCGAGAUCCAGGAACUCAGAAGCAGCGCAAAGAUUUUCCAGAAGACCAAGUGCAGCAUGUGCAACAGCCCCCUCGAGCUGCCCUCUGUUCACUUUCUGUGCAGUCACUCCUUCCACCAGCACUGCUUUGAGAGCUACGCCGAGAGUGAGGCCGAGUGUCCCACCUGCACACCGGAAAACCGGAAGGUCAUGGACAUGCUGCGGGCCCAGGACCAGAAACGAGACCUGCAUGACCACUUCACCAGACAGCUGCGGUGCUCCAAUGAUGGUUUCUCCGUGGUGGCGGACUACUUUGGCCGUGGGGUGUUCAACAAGCUAACCCUGGUCACCGACCCGCCGGGCAGCAAGGUGGGGGCGGGAAGCCUGGAGGCAGACCUGCAGAGGGACCUACUCAUCCACACCAAGAGGAACACUUGAGGGCCACAGGGCACAAUGGAUACAACAGCUUGCAACUGUACACUAUUACCCUUUUCACACUCAUGCUGACCCAAACCAAGCUGGGCUGGCUCUGAUAUUUUAUUUUCAGAUUGUCCUUUUUAGCACAGUUGAUUUGUGUGGCUCGGCUUGGUUCAACUCCGUUGUGUGAAAAGCCCUUAGGUUCUGUGUUUUGCUGUCCGCUGCUCAAGCUAAGAAUAAACUACUAUACCCAGCUGCAAUGGGGUCCCUGACCCAUCGUGCUUUGUUCUGUAGUUCAGGAUGCCACAAUAUUUAGUCAAGAUAAAUCAGUCAUGCUCCUGUCGCAACAUCAGUAAGAGAUGUGUUGCUAGUUUCUGUUUCUAUGCCAGGAGUUUCAUGAAUGUGUGAUCGUGUUCUGAUGCAUGUUACUUAACACGUCUGUGCAUCUGGGUUGUGUUUAUUAGGUGAAGUAACGGAAAACGUUUUUGCAACGUGCAAUGAAUAUGAGCAUUACUUAUUGUACAGGUAGUUGCUGUUUUCUUCAAUUUGGCACCUAAUAAACACAACCCUGGUCCAAGCACAGAGGUUCAGAAUGAAGGGUUGUUGGGUGGAUUUUGUUUGUAUGCACUUGAUUUAUGUGUAAUGUCUUUGAGCACUCUGUAAUUUGCAAACUUAACUUAGUUAGAAUUUGUAUUUUUUAAAAGAAGACUAACUCUUGAAAUAAAUGUGGCUUAUUGAUACUGGGAGUGUACAGAUAGAGGCAUUUUAUUCCUUGUUGUGCCUUCUUGAAAUGCUGUGUGCAUGUAUUUAUUCCAAAUGGGAUGUGUCAUGCCAUCUCAUAUUUGGGUUUUAUACCAUGGCCUUGUUGAAUACUCUUUUCUGAUUGGCUUGAAGGGCAUUCUCAAGCGUGCAUUAUUUCCCUAUCUAUAUCAGCACGUAUAAUUAAAUCGCUAUAGUUCAUGCUUACAUGUUUUGUUUGAGCUGGUUUUGAAACCAAAAGUCGAAUUGAAAACCAUUGGCAUUGUUGAAUUUGAUGUUCAUAAUAGCAAGCUAGGACUGAUGGUUUGGUUAGCUAAACUAACAUGUGUAUGUUUGGUUACCAUAGCAACUACUGUGGCUAUCUAGUAAACUUACUAGGAACUUCAGUGGAUGUUGAACACAUUUCUACCAACACAUUUCUAGUGGAAACUGUGUUAAAUUAUAGCCAUGGUUUAAAAUAGAUAAUCAACUCCGGGCUCUAUGCAUCCUCUGUAAAAUAUUGCAACUCCAUGGACGGUCAGUUCCACUCAGCUAGGGCAUAGUGGAACACACCUUACACAUUGUUCAUUAUCUUCUAUAGAACGCAUAGCCAUUUGUUGAUUAUCCCUUACUUAUAAAAAUGUAGUCCAUCUCACACUAUACUUUUUGAAGUCUGAAUUUGGCUAUCCCCAAACAUUAAUGUCUUUAAUACACUUCUCUUCAAAGUGACUGCCAGAAAUGUGCAUGUUGUGGCUGGUGAGACAUUUUGCCUAGAUAGUGUGGUAUCAACCAGUGAUUCUGUAAUGUCUUUGUAUCAAUCCAUUUAUGUUGUAUAUAGAUUUGACCUGCACAUUACCUGAAUAAUGAAUGAACUAGCUACAUGUCAUAUGCUUAAAAUUCUAGUUCUAUGCAUUAGCAUACUUGAAAUGUGUCACAUAAAUGAUCAUGUUUAAAAAUGUGUGUGCUUAUCUAAAUAAAUGUGCACAGAUAUUCAA